CGACGUCGGAAACUGGUCAACGCGCCAAAACGAAUACCUUCACCAAACAAAUGGCAAAACGAUACGCAGUAGACUCCUUGGAGGACAUUGCUGGGACAGACUCUCCAGCAUCGAAGAAGUACCGGAGCGACAAUCACCCGGGAUUCCAGAAUGGCGGCAUCCCAUCAAGGACGAUGGUACAGGAGGGCCUCGAAACGAGCGAGCGGAUCGAGGAGGAAGGCGCCCCAGGCGACUUUAAUGAUAUCGUGUCAGAUGAAGAGCAGGUAGAUACGAGGGUCUAUCGGCAGGAAGCACCCAUUGAAGGGUACGACGACCUAUAUCUCGACACAAUCGACCGGCACGUCCUGGACUUCGAUUUCGAGAAACUCUGCUCUGUAACGCUAUCCAAUAUCAACGUCUAUGCAUGUCUUGUCUGCGGGCGAUACUAUCAAGGACGUGGACCUAAAUCGCAUGCGUAUUUCCAUUCUCUCGACGUCGAUCAUCAUGUGUAUAUCAAUAUGCAGACGCAGAAGAUUUAUGUUCUCCCAGAAGGCUACGAAGUCAAGAACAAAUCCCUUGACGAUAUCAAGUUCGUUUCGGAUCCGAGGUAUACAAAGCAAGAGGUCAUGGGUUUGGAUCACGCCCCGAAGGAAGCCUGGGCGCUCAACGGAAAGCAGUAUACACCAGGAUUCGUGGGCAUGAACAACAUCAAAGACAAUGACUACUUCAAUGUUGUCAUACAAGCACUUUCUCACGUCCCACCACUACGGAAUUACUUUAUGCUUGAUGACUUUUCCACAAAGCCAGAGCUAGCGAAGCGGCUAUCGAUUCUGGUGCGCAAAAUCUGGAACCCGAGAGCCUUCAAGGCACACGUCUCACCCCACGAAUUGCUGCAAGAAGUAUCACUGAGAUCGAAUAAGAAAUUCUCACUCACGCAGCAAGCAGACCCCGUCGACUUCCUAUCUUGGUUCCUCAAUAACCUCCACGUCGCGCUCGGCGGCUCCAAAACAAAACCCGGAAGCAGCAUCAUGCAACAAAUAUUCCAAGGCAAGCUGAAAAUCGAGUCCCAAGCCAUCACCGCAAAGGCCGACGCCGGCGACCGCCUACGCUUCGAAGAAGCUGCCGAGGUAAAGGCUGAUGUCAGCCGCUUCCUCUUCCUUACCCUAGAUCUCCCCGCCGCGCCCCUUUUCCAGGACGAGCUCGAGCGCAAUAUCAUCCCACAAGUUCCGCUCACAUCCAUUCUAUCGAAGUACGAUGGCUUGAAGGCGCAAGAACAGCUUAAUCACCGCAGGCGGUACCGUUUACUUCACCCACUCCCGCCGUACCUGCUUUUCCACAUCAAGCGCUUCAGUCAGAAUAAGUUCGUCUCAGAGCGAAACCCUACCAUCGUCACAUUCGAUGCGCGGAACUUGAAUAUGGGCCCGUACGUGGAGCCGAACCCAAAGUACGCGCCGCCUGGUGAACCGAUCUGGUAUGAUCUCGUGGCGAACGUGAUUCAUGAGGCGGUGAGGGGGAGGGAGGAUAGUGUGGAGGGGGAGGCGGAGAGGAGGGCUUGGAAGGUGCAGUUGAGGAGGAAGGAGGAUUGGGUGCAGAUUCAGGAUUUGUUUGUGGAGCAGACGCAGAGGGAGUUGCUGUACCUUGGGGAGAGUUACUUGCAGAUUUGGGAGAAGAGGAGAGGCUGAUGAGUGGGUUGGAUGGUGGGGAGGUAGAGGGAGGGAGAGGCACCCUUCGAUCUUGUUGUAGAACUGUAAUUAAUUGUAUGCUGGGCUGGUAAUUAGCGUUAAAAUCUAUGAAG
Pseudogymnoascus destructans is the source of this 1774-nucleotide messenger RNA. RefSeq lists its product as uncharacterized. The record is from RefSeq and is a predicted model, not a curated record. The transcript has a single exon. Gene Ontology annotation, biological process: protein deubiquitination; spliceosomal complex assembly; mRNA processing. Gene Ontology annotation, molecular function: cysteine-type deubiquitinase activity; zinc ion binding. Lineage: Eukaryota; Fungi; Ascomycota; Leotiomycetes; Thelebolales; Thelebolaceae. The coding region runs from base 51 to 1661 and encodes 536 amino acids.